Anolis carolinensis (green anole) is the source of this 6029-nucleotide messenger RNA. Its product is annotated as glycosyltransferase family 92 protein F13G3.3. Gene Ontology annotation, cellular component: cytoplasm. Gene Ontology annotation, molecular function: glycosyltransferase activity. Lineage: Eukaryota; Metazoa; Chordata; Lepidosauria; Squamata; Anolidae. The transcript is spliced from 2 exons. The record is from RefSeq and is a predicted model, not a curated record. Bases 1476 to 2807 code for a protein of 443 amino acids.
UCUUCCCUGGAACUUUCUUCUGAUGAUUUGUUUUAGGCGUGUCUGGCUGGACUCAUAUAAUCCAAUUUGGCAGUGACAUUCCCAAUGAAGCCUCUGUUUCGGUCGUGGGCGCCAUUGCAUUGUAAAGUCUCCUUGUGGAGAGAAAAGCAAGAUAUAAACAAACAUAACAACAGUAAUAACAGACAGUGGUGGCUGUUAAGUCACGUAACAGGUUGAUCCCACAUAGUUCUGAUUCUUAGUACGGUGAGAUAUUGUACAUUGAGGAAGAUUACUGGUCCCAAUAGUCCAGCAUUUAUAUAAUCUGAAACUGGUUGGAACGGUUUAUAUGGUAGAUCACUACUCCCCUAAAACCUCUCUACAACUUGACUUGGAUUGGACAAGGAGAUCUGAAACUCGGAAUGAGUCCAGCCGGUUUGGCACAUGUGUUUAUACAUAAAUUCAAAGGAGAUUACAAUCUAAGUUUUAACUAUGGAAUGGCUGUUAAACUUUGUCUGCAAUUGGUCCAUAAUAACAAUUCUGACCAGAAAUUUCCUGAGACCUUGCAAGAGAUGGCAUCGCAUCCAUAGUGAGCUCUGUUCAAGGUAUAGACUGAACUAUAUAUGAAACUAGUAAAGAAGUAACUGCUCAUAGAUCGAUCAUGUAAGGAUUCAGCAUUUUCUAAUGACCUACGACUGACCUAUGUGGGAUUCUGGGAGUUUAAAGCGCAUUCAUUUUCAAACAAUAUAUUUCUCAAACUGCUCUUCUAGGUGUUUUGGACUUAAAGGGUAUCCCAUGGCAAGUAAAGUAGUCAGAAAAUUAGCAAAACUAUGGGUGAUAUUUUAUAUUCAUAUCAAUAGUCUGAUAUGAUAUCAAUAGCAUCUUUCUCUUGUUUGGAUCAAGGGUUAAUAUAUUCAGAUCAUUACUGAAUCCAGAUGCCUAAACAGGAUAUCUAAGGCUUGUUGUAAGGAGAUAAAGCAAUACCCACACAAUCCAGUUUGGAUCUGCAAUAUUAAUUCUUUUUCUGGUGUAUUUAAAACCGAGAAAUGCUGGGUAGCUUGCCUCUGUCCUUCUUUAUCCAUAUGUGCGAUCACCUAGAAAAUUUCAUCCAAGUCUUCCCUUCAAAUGCCAUAGAAUAGUCUUCUGCUUUUAUGAACUUGCUAAGCCUGUUUUUCUAGCAAGCUUCAACUUUUAUGACAUGCUCAGUUGCUCCUGUUGGGAAAAAAAACUGGAUGUUCUGUUUGAGCUUCAGCCUUUUGCUCAUCAUCUGUGUCUCUCCUGUAUGCUUCUUUUAUUUUGAUGUAUUUGGUCUUUUUAAUGGAUAUCGAGUUGCAAUUUCUAGAUCGUAAGCUAUCUGCUGAAAAUAAAACGGUUUACUAAAGGUGAACAGAAAACCUGAAGGUUGAAGGAUAAUCUGGCUCAGUGGAAAACACCGUGGAAAAAUACAAGAUUUCAUUGUGGUCCUGAAUGAGGACUUAGCAGGCUUAUCCAUCGCGCACAUGCGGAUGUUGCACCCAAUGAUCUGCUUCAGAAGGAAAACCUACUUGGCUACAGGGAUAUGUCUCGUGGCUUUUGUUUCCAUGCUAACGGUUUCCUACCACUGGAUACAGAAAUACUCUCUUUUACCAAAGAUGGUUCUGCGGAGAAAUCUUUGCAGAGGAGAAGUCACGAACAAUUCAAUUUCGGUCUUAACGGGCAACAGCACGUUGGUCAUUGCUGCCUAUUUUGAUAACAGGCAGGAGAAGUCAACACGUGUUAUUGGCAUCGUGCAUCAUGAGAAGGUCAAGGAACAGUAUUGUUGGUUUUGUUGCCCAUCCAGGGAUGAAGUCUACGUCUCAAAGUUGGUGACCAAUGUCCAUUCAGACCGGUUUGGGUUCCCGUAUGCGGUAGCAGACAUGGUCUGCAUGGAGCCCACAAGCUGUGACCCCCGUUAUGUGGCUUUGCACCCAUUUCCUAACGAGGAUGUCAGUAUCUCGCCGUGGUUUGAGAUCAAAAACCGGAAGCCUGAGGCUUUUCCUGUGGAUUUCACAGUGUGCAUUUCCACCAUGUUUGGAAACUACAACAACGUCCUACAGUUCAUACAGAGCAUGGAAAUGUACAAACUCCUUGGGAUGCAAAAAGUGGUGGUCUAUAAGAACAACUGCAGCCAACUGAUGGAGAAAGUCCUAGAGUUUUAUGUUGCUGAUGGGACACUGGAGAUCGUUCCCUGGCCAAUCACGUCCUACCUGAAUGUUUCUAACGAAUGGCUUUCCAAGAAUGAUGGAACUCAAAUUGGUUACUAUGGACAGAUUGCAGCUUUAAAUGACUGUGUCUAUCGGAAUAUGUACCGGAGCAGGUAUGUGCUGCUGAAUGACAUUGAUGAAAUUAUACUGCCCAUCAAACAUACAAAUUGGAAAGCCAUGAUGGAGAGCCUGGAGGAGCAGAAUCCAGAGACUGGUAUCUUCCUCUUUGAGACCCACCUCUUUCCUAACACCAUAUUCACCCCCAAUGCCAUUGACAUUCCCUCCUGGAAUACGGUUCCUGGAGUCAACAUAUUACACCAUGUUCACCGAGAACCAGAUCGGAAAGAGGUCAUCAACCCACGGAAGAUGAUUGUCAAUCCCAGGAAGGUGGUCCAGACUUCGGUUCACUCUGUCCUCCAAGCCUUCAGCAAAAGUGUGGAGGUUCCUAUGGACGUUGCAAUGGUGCACCAUUGCCGAAUCCCCUUCCAACCAUCCCUGCCCCGAAAAUUCCUCAUUAGGGACACCACGCUCUGGAGAUAUAGCUCGUUACUCAUCCGCAGUGUUAGCCAGGUGCUACAAAAGAUACCAUUAUCACCAGAGAAGCAAUAAACACAGGAAAGCAAGAGGGUUGAAAUCCUAGUCAGCAUUUUAUAAUGUAUUGUCGAAGACUUUCACGGCUGGAAUCACUGGGAUGUUGUGCUGUAUGGCCAUGUUCUAGCAGCAUUUGCUCCUGACAUUUUGCUUGCAUCUGUGGCUGGUAUCUUCAGAUGUGAAACGUCAGGAGAAAAUGCUGCUAAAACAAAGCCAUAUUAUCUCAGAAACCACACAACAUCUCAACAUUUUCUAACUUUAUUAAUGCGGACUGAAAGAGGUCCUCCUUCUCGCAAACCAAGAAGGGCUAGAUCCUUUUUCUCAGCCUGAAGCUUCCAAGGGAGUCAGCCCAAGGAGUGCAAAGGCAUGAAACGAACGAGACUGUAAUGACUGUAAAACUGGAAGACUGAAAUUAUUUCAUGGCAGCCAAACAGACACUUAGUGGCAAAUGGAUUCCGAGUGGUUGCUUCUUCAGCAGUGCUUAAUUUUUUAUAACCAUGUUUUGUUUUAUAUCUUUUUCAAAAGUGCAUCUUAGAUUAGGGAAGUAUGCCAGAAAUUCGCCAAGUCUGACAUAAUGUUUGAAGCAAAAUGCUGCAGCUAUUCAUUAUUUAUGACUAUAUGUAGAAGAUGCACUGUGGAUUCAAACUACCACAGAUUCCAACUAAACAUUACGAGGAACUUUUUUGCUGUUAAAACAUAUUUAAUGGUGAAAUGAACUUGUUCAAAGGAUGGUGGACUAAUUAUUUUGUCUUGAAACAGAACUUGGAUGGGUUCUAUAUUUCUGCAUCACAGGGAGCUUGACUGUACUGUCCAUGAGGUCCCUUCCAACUUUAUAUUUUUAUGAUUUUAUGUCUCUUAUCGGAUUAGCUUUCCUCACCAGGUUGUUCUGAGGACAAGUGUAGGAGGUUAUAUCCACAUUUAAGUGCUUUGGAGGACACACAGAAAACAGUCAGAGGAUUUGAUCUGAUGAAAGGUGGUUUCCUGUGUCCGUAUAGUCAACUGAACAUUUAUUGGGUCAGUCUAUUAAAAGGAAUAUGGCAAAACGAACAUUUCCCAGGCUUUUCCUCUUUCAACUAUCACUUGUGUUCAGUGAUAAACUGCGCACACUUGCAAGGCAGACUCUCCUUCUUGCAAAAUAGCGGGAUACAUAUUUAUGGAAUGAAGACAUCAAUUAUUGGAACUCUUAAGUAACAUCAGAGCUCAAACCAUAUCUACAAACAAGGAUGACGUAGUAAUCCACAACUGAAUGACGUAGCAAUUCAAGACGCAUUUCCAAGCUGGAAACGUUCAGUCAAUAACUGCACAUUGGCACAAGUGUUAAACCAGGCAGAAGGUUUUAUUAAUAUUGUUGGUGUAAACAUUGAUAGAUAGCACAUGCCGGAAGGAGGCAACUGCCUGUUCCAGCUCUUCUUGGAGAAAAAGAUCCACAAAGGAAGGGCAGGGAAAAAGGCUCGUAUCCCUUUCCCAUCCCAUCCCUUUCCCUGCAAUGCUUCCCCUUUGAAGCACAAACGCCAAGUCCGGUUUUGAACCGGAGGAUUUGCCAGCACAAACGUGACUGACACCAAACCAUCGUAGAGAAAAGAUUUGUAGAACACGCUUAAUUCUUUUUAUAAAGGGCCGUGAGAAUAAAUCAGCACGGAAACCUCUGCUUUUAGAGCUGUUCGAACCAGGACUAGCGACAAAUGAGGACAAAAUGCUCCCUUUCCCAUCCUCCUUCACCCCAAUCUCUUCAUAAGGAGACUAUGGCAACGGCAAUCUUUUUUUUCUUCUACUUACUAUCCUUGCCUUUCCCUCACUUGAUUCAGAAGCAAUGGCAGUGACAGCUCUUUCAGUGAAGAGGAUUAAAAAAAGAUUGGUUGCUAGCAUUAUGCCUCUAAAAUGUGAAGCCUUUUUCUGCACAAAGACAAGCAGACGAUUUCUCUUCAAUUCAAGAGGCUGUUGACUUAACUUUAAAAAAAUGUUCAGAGACAAAGCACUUGAAGGAGCAGUUCUGUUUUAGCUUCGCCUGCUUCUGAAAUCACAGGAAGGUUUUGAGUUGUAUGCAUUACAACUCCAAUCACUGAGUAGAAGAGAGUGAUCAAUAUUUCUGUUAAGACUCCAGUGGUGUCAAACUUGUUUUGGACUUCAGCUCCCAAAAUUCCUGGCUAUUGGACAAGCUGGCAAUAAGGGCUUCUGGGAGUUGGAGGCACAAAUAUCUGGACACUUCUGCUUUAGAUGUAAAAGCCACUUGGUUCCUAAGCUAUACCGAAACUUGCAGAAUCUUGUUAUUCAGCUGCUUAUAUAUAUGCCUUAUGAAGCUAUUAUCAGGAGGAAAACACCUCAGAGCACAAUAAAAUAGCUCAGGAGGAGGAUGAAGAAAGGAUGGUUUGCUCUCAAUUGGAAUGUAUCUGUCUUUUCCUUUCUCCCCGAAGCUUAGAGCAGCCACGUCUGAGUUGCUUUCUAACCUUCUUUCUGCUUUGAAAACAUAAGAGUGGCCUCUUUCGUGGUUUGACAGGAAGUUCUUGAACACAGCCUAAUAACAACAGUCCUAUGCAUCCCACCAAAAAGGGACUUUUGCACAUAUGAAACUCAUUGACAAAGGCCUAAGUCACCCACAGAAUAUGAAAGAGAAAAAAGAGCUGGGCAAGCAAAUAGGAACUGAUCAACUGGCUCACUUUUUUCUUGUUUUCUAUUGCAAUCAAACAUUUCACUUUGCAAAUAAGAUCUUUUUUCAAAAGCAAUUCUGAUUUUUUAAAAAAAACCUUUCUGAGGAUAUAUCUGGAAGAAACAGAGAACGGAAAUGUUUGAGAAACAAUGGGAUGGUUGUGGUGGGAUUUCUUUUCCCUUCCCUUCCUUGCAACCUUUUCUGGCACCCAAAAAAGAGCGCUACGAGUGGUUUUCAUGAUUUCUGAGAUGCUGCAGGAAGGAGAGGAGACUCUCUCUUGUAUAACCAUUAAUCCAGCACUGGAUACAGCUCCAAAUACACUUUUCUUUUGAAUAGUUCCCCACUCAAUAAAACAAACAAAAAAAGUUGAUCUAAAUGCUCAGAUGUGUAUGUUUGAACAUGAGUAUACAUGAGGCAGUGAUGGAAGCUGUUAGCAUGCCAUGAUGCAUUAUGUUUCAAAGGAAAUCAUGUAAUCCACCCAAUCGGUUGUCAUUCCCCAACUCCCUUCUUUCAUAAAAAGGAUGUCGAGAUUUAAAAAAGAUAAAAUGAUUGUGCAUUGCAUGAUGAUAUCCAUUAAAAUGUGCAGCUUUGGUUCA